UUCAAGUCAGUGACAUGUUGGCGUUGAAUAUAUCAACUUACGGUUGUGUUAAUUUCAUCACGUUGUUUGGACAUGAGUGUGUUAACUGAUUGGUAAUUGAUUUGGAUUGUAACUGGCAUGUGUUUGAUUCAAGUGUGAGUACGGUUCUGGCAAAGUUUAUAUUUCAACUAGAGAUUGUGUGGAUCAUCAUAAUGUUACCAAAACUGUAUCGAAUGGAUGAUUACAAAAAAUGUUUGGAAACUAAGAAUACAUUUUGCAAAGUAAACGCACACCUCCAGCCUAAAAAUACUGGUAAUGAAAUCUGGAAGAUUAUACAAGAAUCGGUUGGAAAUCAGGAGAGUUUUGAUCAUAGAAUACUGCAUAGAGGAUAUUGUUUACCUAGCCAAGAAGCCCGUGAUGUGGAAUCAGUUAAGAGAUACUCGGAAAUUCUAACCAAUGGAGAAAUAACUAACAAAAAUUUAACUGCCACAAUUGAAGUAUUAGCAUGCACUGAUAGUCAUAUUUCAAUAUCCACAUUCGAUAAACUAUUUAUAGUCAUGGCAAUACUAUAUGGAAUUUUCAUAUUGAUCGCUACAUAUGAAGAUAUCAGAAGGAGAAAAAUAGAAAACGCCAGUCUCAGAUUCUAUGAACAAUUCUCACUGUAUCAGAGUUGGAAGAAGAGGGUUGUGCCAUUGAAGAAUGAUGACUCAGGAAAACUGAAGUCCAUACAGGGAAUAAGGACUUAUAACUUACUGUUGGUCCUUUUUGC
This is a messenger RNA of Phaedon cochleariae (mustard beetle), 748 nucleotides long. Lineage: Eukaryota; Metazoa; Arthropoda; Insecta; Coleoptera; Chrysomelidae. The record is from the annotation of a GenBank genome assembly.